Molecule: messenger RNA, 547 nt
Organism: Effrenium voratum
Lineage: Eukaryota; Dinophyceae; Suessiales; Symbiodiniaceae
Source: the annotation of a GenBank genome assembly
GUUGUGGCGCACCCACCUGCUGCCAGAAGAUGAGCAGGUCCACUUCGGGCGCUGCGUGCAUCUCCGGGGCAAAGACUCCGAGCAGGUGGUACAUUGUGCCCUUCUACGAUGCCGUUGCCCUGGGCUGAGCAAGAGGAAGCUUCCAGCGCAUGGGCGACUAGAUCUUCCAGGCGUCUCGGCCUCUGCCCUGGCGGACCUGCGGGCGUAUUUGUACGCCGGCGCGCUGCCGGGCGGCGAGGAGCUUCCACGGCUGCAGGCGCUGCGUUCUGCGGCGCAAGCCGCGGACCUGCCGGUGCUGCUGCGGAUCUGCGGGGCCAUGGGGGCCGAGGCUGUUGAGGCCCGAGCCAUGCCCGAGGUGCGCAUCCCGGCUUCGGGAGCUGUGGGCUCCCAGCUGACUGGGGCAGUGCUGGAGGCGGACUUUGCAGAGCUGCUAAAGGAGCUGGAGCUGGACGACUCUCUCGAUCGGGGUGAUCGCGUAUACUUGGUCUUCGGCGACAAGAUGCGGCCUUGCAGCGGCCUUGGGUUUCGUUCUGCGGCGAGCGGGUGA